AUGGGAUUUCCAUCCUCUCCGGCGCGCAAGAUACACCAGGUAGUUGGAAGAGAGCGGAGACAAGUGUGGGAAGCCGUGGAGGACUUAAGCUUUUCCCUGGGUUUUCCAGCUGAGUCGCACCUCCAAGAUGAUGAGUUACUACAUGGACACGACCAUCGGCAGUGCAGCCCCUUAUCCUUUGGCUCGGCCUGGAGUGAUGAAGGCGGGAGCCGCCGGUGCCUGCGAGGAUCCCUGGGUGAGCUGUGGCUUCCAGGCCUCCUGCUGCCCGCCCCGGCCCUGCUGCCCGCUGUGGGACGAGCCCAGCACGCAGGAGGUGCCCACGGGGCUGGAGCACUACGGCACAGACAUGGAAUGUGCCGACGUGCCUUUAUUAACUCCCAGCAGCAAGGAAAUGAUGUCCCAGGCCUUGAAAGCCACGUUCAGCGGCUUCGCCAAGGAGCAGCAGCGGCUGGGAAUUCCCAAAGAUCCCCAGCAGUGGACGGAGACGCACGUGCGGGACUGGGUGAUGUGGGCGGUCAACGAGUUCAGCCUCAAGGAGGUGGAUUUCCAGAAGUUCUGCAUGAAUGGAGCUGCCCUCUGUGCCCUGGGCAAGGAGUGCUUCCUGGAGCUGGCGCCUGACUUUGUGGGAGACAUCCUUUGGGAACAUCUGGAGAUCCUGCAGAAAGAAGAGGUAAAACCAUACCCAGCAAACGGAGCGAACACGACGUAUCCCGAAUCCCGCUACACCUCCGACUACUUCGUUAGUUAUGGCAUUGAACACGCCCAGUGUGUGCCUCCCUCGGAGUUCUCGGAGCCCAGCUUCAUCACAGAGUCCUACCAGACCCUGCACCCCAUCAGCUCCGAGGAGCUGCUGUCCCUCAAGUACGAGAGCGACUAUCCCUCGGUCAUCCUGCGGGACCCGCUGCCCGCGGAGCCCCUGCAGACAGACUACUUCAGCAUCAAGCAGGAGGUGGUCACACCAGACAACAUGUGCAUGGGACGUGCCAGCAGAGGCAAACUGGGAGGCCAGGACUCCUUCGAGAGCAUCGAGAGCUACGACAGCUGUGACCGGCUGACGCAGUCCUGGAGCAGCCAGUCCUCCUUCCAGAGCCUGCAGCGCGUCCCGUCCUACGACAGCUUCGACUCCGAGGACUAUCCCGCCACCCUGCCCAGCCACAAGCCCAAGGGCACCUUCAAGGACUACGUUCGGGAUCGGGCCGACAUGAACAAGGACAAGCCCGUCAUUCCUGCUGCUGCCCUGGCUGGAUACACAGGCAGUGGACCCAUCCAACUGUGGCAAUUCCUGCUGGAACUGCUCACUGACAAGUCCUGUCAGUCCUUCAUCAGCUGGACGGGCGAUGGCUGGGAAUUCAAACUCUCCGACCCAGACGAGGUGGCCAGGAGAUGGGGCAAGAGGAAAAACAAGCCCAAGAUGAACUACGAGAAGCUGAGCCGGGGGCUGCGUUACUACUACGACAAGAACAUCAUCCACAAGACGGCGGGGAAGCGCUACGUGUACCGCUUCGUGUGCGACCUGCAGAGCCUGCUGGGCUACACCCCCGAGGAGCUGCACGCCAUGCUGGACGUCAAACCCGAUGCUGACGAGUGAAGAGGACCCAGGGCCACCCCCGUCCUCCUGGAGAGCCUUUGGGACUGUGUUGGUGCGUUUUUUCCCCGCGUUUUUUGCUGUUCCUUUUGCCGUUCGUUACGUUGUGUUUUUUUUGGGAGCGACUCGGAUUUGAUGCUUUGAGGGGGUCGGGUGGAGGAAGAGGCAAACUCUAGGCCAAAGUUUGGUUCAGAGUUAGGCUGGGCUUUGUGGUUGUUUCCUGCAAGCUCCAAGACAGGCUUUUUUUGGGGCGAAAUUCUCUCCGUUCGUUACGUUGUUUUUUUUUUCAAGAGCGACUCAGAUUUGAUGCUUUGAGGGUGUUAGGGGAGAGGGUGGAGGAAGAGCCAAAUUUUGGCCAGUUUGGUUCAGAGAAGGAUGGGCUUUAUGGUUGUUUCCUGCAAGCUCCAAGACAGGCUGUUUUGGGGUGAAAUUCUGAGUUUAAGAAAGCCAGAAAAAUGUAGCUCAUUUAAAAAAACCAACAACCCCCUCCCCACCCUUUGCUGUUUAGAAAAAAUAUGAUGAAAUGGAUCCCUGUGGUUGUUCACCCAAACUGACAGUUCAAGAAAUGACAAUAUUCCCGAGGAUUUCAGGAUUUUCAACUUUUUUUUGGGGAGUUGGGGAGGGGAAAAACCAACUGGGUGAAUAUUCCUGCUUCGGGGAGGGGCAAUAUAGGAAAAACACAAGAACUGUUGUUCUUGUUCCAUCACUUUUCUGUCCAUUGUCUUCUUUUCUACAAGAGACAGAUUUUUUUUUUUCCUAGGAGGGAUCAAGACUCUUUUUUAUUUUUUAUUUUUUAUUUUUUAAUUUGUUAAAGUUUUAUUUUAUUAAAUUUUGUGCCAGUAUUUGGUUGUUUUUUUAUUUUUUUUUAAAUAGUCUUAAGCUCUAAAAUGGUCUCAGUAUUGCAAUAUUGUGUGUGUUUGUUUCUGUUAUGCCAGCAGAGAAUUUUAUCACAGUGAGGAAAAGGAAAAAAAAAAAAAAGAAUUUAGUUUAUGUAGACCCCACUGGAGAAUUGGAACGUUGCAACUUGGAUGUGAAGGAAAACUAACUCCAAACUGGCUCCUGGUGAUGCUGGCUGGGUGUGCCACCCUCAUUUCCAGUCCCACACUCUGUGCUGAUAAAGCUGGUUGAAAUAUCUCCUUUUGGUUUUGUUUUUUUUUUUGCCUGGCUGCACAAAGCCUCUCAAGAUUUCCAUGGAAAAUGUCCUUUUUUUGUGUUUUCCAAAUAAUUUCUUUGCUCAAGGAUCACUUUGGUGCUUACAGAAAAUUAGGCUUGUUUGUUUGGUUUUUUUCCAACAGGGAGAAAUUCCUGUGUUUUCAAGGUGACAAAUGGAAAACACAGCAGUGAACUGAGGGGGAAAAUCAGGAAAAAGUUAAAAACCCAAAGGGAAAUGUUUUUUCCUUUCUGUUGUGACCAGCUCUGUCUUUAGUGCUGUGUGUGUUGACCUGCCUGGGCACAGGAGGGGGAAAAUUAUCCCUGCAAACGGGCUUUUUAUGGCUUUUUGGAGCCCAACCCUGGCAGGUGUGAGGGACACGAGGCAAACACGAGGUCUUGUGCUCAGGGGAGAUGGUUUUGGGAUCAAUCCCAGUGGGAGCUGCUCAUGGGAUCAAUCCCGGUGGGAGCUGCUCGUGGGAUCAAUCCCAGUGGGAGCUGCUCAUGGGAUCAAUCCCGGUGGGAGCUGCUCGUGGGAUCAAUCCCGGUGGGAGCUGCUCCCUCUGCUCUCCAAACCUUUGCUACAGCUGGUUUUUGUUUGGAGGGGUCAGUCCUGCUGUGCCAAGCACUUCCUGGGAUGCUCUGGGAUGCCUUAGAGGAUCCGUGAGUGUUCCCAUAUCCAGGUGCAACCUCAAAGCUGGAUCCAUGAGGAUCUGGCUGCCCACUGGAGUCUUCCCCCCCAGGCCUUUGCAUUCCAAGCCAGUGUUACGUGUUUGAACCAAAAGUACCUUCUUUUCGUGUUGUUUGUCAGUCUGUGUUUUAGGGCAUGGAGGUCAUUCCAGGGGCACUGUGGGGCACCAGUGGGGUCAGAGGCUUUCCAGGGAUGGGGGUGGGCAAUGCCUGCCUGAUCCCAAAGGAUCAACUUGGAAGGACAGGACACUGAGUGUAAAGAGCCAAAAUAUUCAGGCACUUCCCCCCUGAGCAGGGGCAGGGCUGGAGGGGGAGCCCAAUCCCAGGGUGAUGCUCAGGGGUCCUGGACCCUCAUCCAUUUCCUCUGGAGCACCUUGGGAUCCUAAAAUUGGUCAUUUUAGGGCAGGUCAGCCCCAAAAUUGCUGCUGCUUGAAAAGAAAAUGCUGGUGGAGGGGCAGGGAGUGGCCAGGAGGGAGCUCCAGCCCGGGGGGGUUUGGACAGGGAGGUUGUUACACCGGUGGCUCAUGGCUGGGGGUUGUCCCCCUGAGCCCACGGGAGGAAAAGGUGGGAUGGAUGGAAAGGAGGGAAGAGGGGAUGGCUGGAGGGUGAAGGGAACACGCCCCAAAGGAGGAAAGGGAUGCUGCCCACCGGGAGGUUAAGCCCUGGCUCAUCUCCUGGGCACACAGGGAGGGUGGGGAAAGCAGAGGAGAGGAAAAUUGGGAUGUCGUGGCUGAGUCCCCUCCAUCAGUGAGGCACCAGGGCAGAGCUCCACUGUGUCCUCUGAGCAGCUGGAAAGGGAGUGCAGGGAGAUGGGAGGGCACAGAGGGCACAGGGAGCAGCUGGUACAGGGCACCCCAGCAGGACACUCCGAGUGGGUUGGAUUUCCAGCAGUUGGAGGAGUUUGGGGGAUGUUCAGGGUCCUGUCUUGCUGCAAAGUGCCCUGAGCUUCCCCAGCAUGGGUCACUUAGAACCCCCUUACACCCACAGAAAGGUGCCAGGCACUCCAGCUCCUGCCCUGGCACCGUGCCCUGUCCCAGGACACCCCCCCUGCUUUGCUGAGUUGCUCCACUGCAGCUGAAGUGCCUUUUGCAAGCAAAAAACUGGGAUAAAAUUUCCCUCAAGUAGGAGGAAGUGCAGGUUCAGGUACAACCCCAUUGUCCUGCCAGGCUAAAUCCCACUUCCACCCCACCAUGCUUAUUAUUCCAGGUUUCCAAGCUGUGUUCCCAGUGCCUUUGGGGAGGUGGUUUAGAGGUUGGAAAGGGUGAGCCACGGGAAGCAGCUCUGGUUUUCGGAAGCAGCCCCUGGCUGGAGUUUCUCCAUCGUUUCUCCAGGCCAUCCCAUGCCAGGGCCAUCAGGGCCAUCAUUUUCUCUUUUCCUUUCCUUUUCAUUCCCACUCCGGGAUCAUCCCCGAGAUGUUUGCUGUUUAUACACUGGAAAUGUGCAGAUUUGUCUUUGUUUCUUUAGAUUUUGUUCCUUUUUCCUUCUCCUCCUGCCUUCCCUGCUGGCCUUUGGCGAGGGCUGUGCUGGACCAGCCUUGCUCAGCCCAGCCCCUCUGAGCUCCUGGCCUUCAGCUCCACGGAAAUUUGGGAUCCCCCCUGUGCUGGGAUAUCCAGAAGGCUGGAUUGGAGGGGGAUGAUGAGCUGGGACUCACCCCUGGGCUGGUUUCUCUGCGUGGGGGUGAAUUCCACCCCCAUGGCUGUUGGAAAUCGGGUGGGUUUGCCUUGUUUUGGGAUGUCUCAGGUGCUUUGGGGUUUUUUUGGGAAUAUUUUCUGUGUCCUGCUCAUUUUCUACUCUUCUCCAUGUGGUUGAUGUCCCUUGGUCCCUCUGGCAGAGCCUGAGCCCUUCUUUACAAACAGCUCUCGGGGGCCUCCACGGUCGAUAUUUGGGACCAAAAAAGAGGGGAAAAAACCCCAAUAAUGAUAAAAAACACAAGCACUUUUCUGCUGCCCAUCUCCAUCCCCGUGUGUGGGACCACCAUAAUCCUUGGACAUUCCUGUGUGUCCAAGUGUAAAUCCAUGGUAUUCCCACACAUCCUCAUCCAGUCGUGACCAUUCAGGUGGAGAAAGAACCAAAAAAGAAAAGAUAAAAUGAGAUUUAACCUCCUCACGUUUUCCAAACCAACUCCUCCUCCAAAAAAAGGGUCCCAGAAAUCCCCAGGAAAUCCAGGAAUCACCUCCAUCUUAUGCUUUUUGCUCUUUUUGGAGGGGUUUUCUCCCAGAUUUUAGGGCUUGAUUGCUUAUUCCAUUGGAAAAUUGGGAUGCCUUGGCGUGCUCUGCUCUCUGGUAGGGUCUAUAUGAUACCCCUGAGCUGUUGUCUACAUUCCAAAGAGGUUUAAAUAAAUGAUAAAUCUAUGUAUACAUAUAUGUUAUAAUGGAAUAUCUCCAGGAAUUAACUGCCUCAGUAAAAAAAAAAAAAAAAGAAAAAAAAAAAGAAAAAAAAGGAAAAAAAAGUCUUUUUUUUGGUUUUAUUUUGUUUUUACGCAUUUUUUUUAAGCUGAUAAACAGAGAAGAAGAAGAAGAAGAAAAAAAAGAGAUUGUUAUAUUGUGCUGUUCGACUAUUUUCCAACUUGUAUUUUCAUAUAAUUUAUAUUUUUUAAAAGUGGGGUGGGGAAAAAAAAAAAAGAAGUUUAAAAGUGAGAUUUAACAAAAAAAAAAAAAAAAAAAAAAGGAAAAAGCAGGUGCUUUUUAAAAAAACCCCUGAGCUGAGGUAGCUUAGAGAUGUAGCGACGUGUGUGUGUGUCUGUGUGGUGUGUUUUGGUCUGUUUUGGUCUUUUGUUUUUAAAGGAUACAAAAUGAAAUCCCUCCUGCAUUGAAUGGCUGAGGAAGGGGGGGUUGGUUCUGUUUGAAUUGCUGAUGCUGGCACAUCAUUUUGCUGGAGAGUUUUUUAUAUACUGUAGCCUUAUUUCAUAUCGUAUUUUAAACCAUGUGAAAUUAAAAGAAGAAUAAUUCCUAA
Pseudopipra pipra is the source of this 6376-nucleotide messenger RNA. RefSeq names its product ETS proto-oncogene 1, transcription factor (gene ETS1). Gene Ontology annotation, cellular component: nucleus. The transcript is spliced from 10 exons. Gene Ontology annotation, molecular function: DNA-binding transcription factor activity, RNA polymerase II-specific; sequence-specific DNA binding. Gene Ontology annotation, biological process: regulation of transcription by RNA polymerase II; cell differentiation. NCBI's taxonomy places the organism in Eukaryota, Metazoa, Chordata, Aves, Passeriformes, Pipridae. Bases 128 to 1588 code for a protein of 486 amino acids. The record is from RefSeq and is a predicted model, not a curated record.